AUGAUCCGGCAAGACUUUCACCGAAUUGAUCCAAAGCGAAGGGCCAACCUUGAUCACAAAAAGAAGCAAUUCGCUGCCCCCGUCUUCAAGCAACAGGACUAUCCUCAUCGGUUGAAUUUCUACGACGUCCCCCCGACAGCAGAGAUCACUCUGGAACAAUUUGAACAAUGGGCGAUCGACCGGUUAAAGGUUCUUGCUGAGAUCGAGGCCUGCUCUUAUCGAAACAAAUCCGCUUCCGACACGGAGGACCAUAUUAAGCCUCUGCUCCAGAAGUACCUUCCUCUGAGUUCCAAUACCUCGGCAUCAUCCGCCGGAGGAGAACAGCGGUUGAAGAAUGAGCGUCAGAAAGAUCAUUACUCACACUUUAUUCUCCGCUUGGCGUUCUCGGCUACCGAAGACCUCCGCCGACGAUUCGCACGGGCUGAGACAAUGCUCUUUCGUUUCCGAUUCCAGAGGGAUGACUCAAGAGAGAGACGCGCCUUUAUUGAAAGCCUCAACCUGGACUGGGAGCCUGUCAGCGAGGAGGAGAGACGGCAUCUUGAGGGGGAUCUUCUGAGCGCGACGCCAGGCCUCCGCAGCUCCAAGGACGAGUUAUGGUAUAAGGUCGAUUGGGAGAGGGUUCCCGAGUUGGUCGAAAGACGGGCUGUUUUCCUGUCGAAAGGGAAGGCUUAUGUUCCGGCGCGGGAGCAGCAGAGUAUGAUCGUGGCAGAAUUCACGAGCCGCUUGGAACGUGCGCUCGAGCUCACAAGUCGAGCCCUACCACGACUGGACGAAGACGAUCGCCUGACCCCCAUCCUCAACCACCUGUCCAAGAAUUUCGGUAGUGCUGAGUCGGUGUAUUCUGAGGGAGAGGGUUUCGUUGAUGGAGCUCCGAUCACCGCGAGCAGCAUUGAUCACCUCUCCCAGCAUUUCCCUCUUUGCAUGCGCAGUUUACAUAUGUCCUUGCGCAAGAACAACCAUUUGAAGCACUAUGGGCGACUUCAGUAUACGUUGUUCUUGAAAGGAAUCGGCCUGUCGCUCGAAGAAUGUAUUCUGUUCUGGCGCCAAUCGUUCAAAGGCUUCACGGACGACGAAUUCAACUCUCGGUACAAGUACAAUGUGCGACACGCCUACGGAGAUGUUGGUGGUGAUGUCAAUCGGAGAGGCCGAGGAUACCCCCCCUACUCAUGCCAGAAGAUCCUUAAUGAUUCGAACCCUGGAGUUGGCCAGACACAUGGCUGCCCCUACCGCCAUUUUUCUCCCGACAACCUCAUCGGGCUGCUCCAGUCCACGGGAGUCCAUGACAAGGAGGUGCUACGAGGGGUACGCGAGGAUGUCGAAAAGACUCGGUAUCACAUUGCGUGCAACCGAGUGUUUGAGUGGGCACACAAAGCCGAGAUCAAGAAGGUCAAAGAGGAUGGAACUUGGAACCAGACCGACCUGGAUACCAUUGUCCACCCGAACACAUAUUUCAAGCGCAGCUACCUUCUCAAGCAAUUGGGCAAGCCUCCUAGAGAGGCUUGA
Aspergillus terreus NIH2624 is the source of this 1503-nucleotide messenger RNA. Its product is annotated as DNA primase subunit PRI2. The transcript is spliced from 3 exons. Gene Ontology annotation, biological process: DNA replication, synthesis of primer. The record is from RefSeq and is a predicted model, not a curated record. Bases 1 to 1503 code for a protein of 500 amino acids. Lineage: Eukaryota; Fungi; Ascomycota; Eurotiomycetes; Eurotiales; Aspergillaceae. Gene Ontology annotation, cellular component: alpha DNA polymerase:primase complex.